Messenger RNA from Bombyx mandarina (wild silkworm), 979 nucleotides. RefSeq names its product ornithine carbamoyltransferase-like. The record is from RefSeq and is a predicted model, not a curated record. NCBI's taxonomy places the organism in Eukaryota, Metazoa, Arthropoda, Insecta, Lepidoptera, Bombycidae.
AUGAAAUUAUUUGAGUGUUUCAAUAAAACUUUACCCAUGCUUCAACAAUUUAGACUUCAACAAUGCUGUAAGCCAUGUCCGAAGCCUCAACACCUAAUAUGUUUCAAACAGUGGACUGCUGAAAUGGUCCUCGAUGUUAUUACUAGCGCCAUUAAUUUAAAAUGUAAAUAUCGGAACACACAUCAGAAAAGAAUUGAUGUCUUGAAAAAUACAAAAGUGAUGAUUUUGCAAGAGGUGAACGAGCCAAUCUUAAAUAUGGCCGUAUCAAAAGCUGCUACCCUACUCGGAGCUUUUGACGUCAAUAUUACGGAUCAAGUAGUUUGGGAUCAUGAUUAUAAUGGCAGCAUAUUCUCGUUCAUGUCCGAUGUAAUUUUCGUGUCCACCACCACACAUAUGUGCGUUCAGAGGUUCGCUGAGAAAUCCCUAGUUCCUGUCAUCUGCAUGAGAUCAAGGACCCACGCAAGCAUACAAUCUUUGGCCACUAUUAUGGCUAUAAUUGAAGAAUUUGGCAGUAUGAGAUGCGUCAACGUGUCAUAUAUGGGACCACCCCAUCCCAUACUCAACUCCUACUUACUACUUUGUCCAAUGCUGGGAGCAAACUUCAAGUUUAAAUGUUGCUGUGAGAAAUGUCCAGUGAGCCCGCUCCUUUACAAAAGCAGCGAAGAGUUGACAGCUCAGUCGGCAACGGAAGUAAAGCAGUGCAGCGAUAAAAACGAUGUUUUGAAAAAUACGUGCGUCGUCAUCGCUGGUCCAACCACAAAGCAUAGGGAUAAAAUUGAACUAUUUAAAUUUUCGAUUGAAGAUAUACAAAGAAAUACGUGCUGUAGCUGGUUGUUCUUCCACACGUGUCCACGUGGCGAGGAGGUCGACGACAAGCUAUUCUGUCAUUUAAAUUCUAGAACUUUCAACGCGAUUGAGAACAUGCAUUACAUUGCGGCCGCAUUGAUGGCUAAUGCAGUAAAAGGAUACAAAUUUUAGA